This is a messenger RNA of Miniopterus natalensis, 5456 nucleotides long. The record is from RefSeq and is a predicted model, not a curated record. NCBI's taxonomy places the organism in Eukaryota, Metazoa, Chordata, Mammalia, Chiroptera, Miniopteridae.
CUUUUCACUUUUUAAAUUUAAUUUAAUUUUAUGUUUUCGCUGUGGAGAGAAUAAAUGUUUACUGUUUUAAGCUCUUAAGUUAGGGGUAACUUGUUACACAACCACAAUCACCCUUUUAAAAAUGACAUGAACAAGUUGACUGGAUCCCAAGUUCCUCUCCUAAACACCUGAAGUGGUUCUGUUUUUAUUGUUGAUUCUAUCACAGAUGUCCCCCAUUCUCCCCUCCCCUUUGCCCCCUUCCACCCAGCCUCAGCAGGAGUUUGGGAAGCAGAUAAAGAAGUGAGACUUGAACUUGCAGUUCAAGUGCGGGCGCCCCUGUGUGCGCGUGCGCACUCACUCACUCACUCACUCACUCACUCACUCACUCACUCACUCACUCACAGACCGAUGACUUAGCAGCUGUGAAGAUGGAGAUGGGGGACUCAGUGACUGUUAAUCUACUUCAAGUGCUUGCAUGUCUGAGGCUGGAGUUGAAGCCUCCAGCGUGUUUGGAGUUAAUUCCCAUUAGGUUGGACUCCGCCCCUCUCUCCCAAAGCCUAGAGACCAUAGAACUCUAAAUCAGGUGGAAGGAAGGAAUGAUGGAAAAAGUGCUGGAAAGCAGAAUCCCAUAAGGACCCAAAUGGUCCUUGAGAGAAUAAUUUUAUCAAGAAGCAAGGGCCAAGUGACACAUGAAUGAGCCCCAGGACUGGCCAGACAGAUGAAAAAUAGGCUGAUGGAGCCUACGUGAUAACUUUUUGUAUUUGGUCCUGUGACCCAACUCAUCUCCCCAUACCUGCAGAGAAACCUGGGACCAUGAGGAGCAGCCUGACAGUGGUGGGGACCCUCUGGGCCUUCCUGUCCCUUGUUACUGCUGUGGCCAGUUCUACCAGUUACUUCCUGCCAUACUGGCUCUUUGGAUCCCAGCUGGGGAAGCCAGUGUCCUUCAGCACAUUCCGGAGAUGCAACUACCCUGUGCGGGGAGAGGGGGACAGUCUGAUCAUGGUGGAAGAGUGUGGGCGCUAUGCCAGCUUCAGUGCUAUUCCAAGCCUUGCCUGGCAGAUGUGCACGGUGGUGACAGGUGCUGGCUGUGCUCUCCUGCUCCUGGUGGCACUGGCUGCAGUUCUGGGCUGCUGCAUGGAGGAGCUUAUCUCCAGAAUGAUGGGACGUUGCAUGGGAGCAGCGCAGUUUGUGGGAGGGCUGCUGAUAAGCUCAGGCUGUGCAUUAUACCCCUUAGGAUGGAAUAGCCCGGAGAUAAUGCAAACAUGUGGGAAUGUCUCCAAUCAAUUUCAGUUAGGUACUUGUAGGCUUGGUUGGGCCUAUUAUUGUGCUGGAGGUGGAGCAGCUGCAGCCAUGUUGAUCUGUACCUGGCUCUCUUGCUUUGCUGGAAGAAACCCCAAGCCUGUUAUGUUGGUGGAGAGCAUCAUGAGAAACACCAAUUCUUAUGCCAUGGAGCUUGACUACUGCCUCAAGCCUUGAGCUUUGUCAGAAGGUUGGAGAGGGUGGGAAAGAAGAGGUAAGGGAGCCUUGAAAAGAGGUACUAAGGCUAAGGCAGUUGCCAUCCACCUCUUAGCAGUGUAGCCUAGAGUUGCAUGCUUUUAAACUCACCAUUCAUUUUCACUUUCCCUUAAGCCAGUGGGUCAGUGGCUACUUACAAAAUUCAUCAAGAAAUAUGAUUUUCUCAAACCCCCAAGUCCCAAAGUACCCCUUUAUGCAAAAUAAGGAGAAGAUCCUCACUUGAAAGGUAACUGCACAAGGCUAGGUAAGGACACUUGUGCAGGAAGGGACAAGGAGAUGGACAGGGCUGGUUCCUGCCAUUCCAUUCUUGUGGCCCUCCCUCUGGUAUCGAUUGCUAUCUAUAGAAUGCCACUGCUCAAAUAUUUGAGACUUUCUCAGGACUACACCUUGACUUCUUUCUCUUUUAUCCUGCCUUUCUUCCUUUUCAUUUGUGGAAAAGCUUGUGGAGAGGGUGAUUCCCAGGAAUGAAAACAUUAACCAAGGUUAAUUGCUUAUAGUCUAAGACCCCUUCCUCAUUAUGCUUUAGAAUAUUCAUAAGAGUUCAGUUUUUCUUUUGUCUGGGUGACUGACAUCAACAUAUAGUGGCAAGUAUUCUCUAGUCCUUUAUAGAUUCAGAAAUGGUGUUCAUUAAAUGUUCUGAGCAUAAAACAGCAUUUGUUGUGCACUUAAUAAACAUGAUUUGAUGAUCAUGAUGACAAGGAUGUUUCUGCUGGCUCCUUAUUGCAAUUUCUGUCAGAAUUCAUUUUUAUUGACUAGGAAAUCCACAGUGGCCUUUUGGCCUUAUAGUCAUUCCCACCAUGAUAUGUUUCUUAGCCUAUUUCAAACACUGCUCAUCAAAUGCUUUCCUCUCCAUCUGGGGUGAGUUAGACAUAAAAGAACAGCCCUGAUGUCACCAAAGGCUGAUGUAUUUUUAGGCCUGGCUUCCAUCCCAAAUGUGCUCAAGGCUGACGGAUGGUAUAGAAGAACUUGGUGUUGCUCAGGGACAGAAUUUGUCUCUCCCUCACACCCAAUUAAUUCAGGCCAGCUCUACUGUUCCAUAACUACAGCUUUAAGGAUUAGGCAGGGCCUAUGACUCAAAAGUCCAGCUCAUCUGUUUUUUUUUUUUAAUUACUCCAGAGUGUUAGGGUAUAGGAAACUCUGGUGCUACAGUCCAUUGAGGUCAGGUUCCUUUGGCACAGAGCAUGGCAGAGAAGGGCAGAGAAUGAACCUUGGGGGUGGGAGGGGCAAAGUGCAAAAAAUAACAGCUCAGUGAGUGUUAGCCCCUGAUGCUACCAUUCCCUUACACAUUGCUUCCCAGGAAGACAAUGCUUUGCUGCUAUCCAUGGCUCAGAUACCUAAACACCCUGUGAAGUAGUGGCACCCUAGAGAGGAGACUGAUCAAGAAGGGGUUAAUUUAAAAGAACUAUUUUAAAUGACUGUCACCUUGUUUUAACGUCCUAGCCAGUUGGAAUGUUUCCUCUCUUUUUCCAGGGUAAGGGGAUCAAAUUUAAAAAGAUUUUUUUUUUCUAUGAAGAAACCAAGCCUGCAGGGGUUUAUAUUCAAAGAGGGAUCCAGUCCCUGUUCAAUUUGAAUUUAAAUUCCUUCCUACCUGUGUCCGGUUUCUUUCUUGUCAGGCCUUGUAUUUUGCAUAGAUGUCUAAUUAGCCUGGGUUUUCUUUCCCUGUGGCCUGCAGCAGGUUCUUGAAAGCUAAACUUACCUCCUCUGGCUGCCAUUGAGCAGAGGAAGAAGAGCCUAUGGGUCAGGUUGAGGGCUGAACAAAUGAAGUGAGGACCUCAAAGACUGGUUUGUCCUAUGCCUGGCUGGCUAUCAUGCUUCCUACAUGUACACAAAUGGAAUGCUUAACCAUGGGUCCUUUCUGAUUUUUAGAACCACUUAAAUCUUAUGUGUGUGGAGGGGAGGGGAGAGAGGUGGGAAGCUAUUCAUCUGGGCUAGCUCACAAUCAACUGAGAAUUCAUUAAAAGUCCAUUUAGCAGAGAUGGCAGGUGGGCAGCCACUGCCCGAUUGGCAUGUGUUUGUGUCUGCAGGGUUACAAUUUCUACACCUGCAGUGGCCCUUGGUAUACUACAAGUGUUAAGUCACUCAGGUCUGUCUUGAGUGAUGCCCUCUCCUUAAUGUCACUCCUCAUCAUCCCUGCUCCCAUGGAGAAUAAAUGCCUCCAUUCAACUGUAGCUUCUGGUGACUUCCAGGCAGUGGGUGCCCACCUUACAAGAGCAUGUGUGGUGAACCAAAACAGACAGGUUCUGGUAAAAGGAGUUCUGACUUCUGCAAGAAUAGGUGGCAAUAAGAGGUUUCUGGAGGAGAGGAAACCUUGGGAGGCUAAGGGGAAAAUGAAGCUGCUAGAAAGCAGACACUUUAUACACUGUCCAACCAAUUGCACUAAGAGGGAAGGCCUGCCCCUUCAGAACGUGAUAAGGAUUCAGUCUGGCAUUCACUCCUGGUAGUAAUACUAAUGUGGAGAAGCUUAAAGACUGUAUUUGAUCCCAAGGAAGACUGUCAGUGGGGGGAAAAAUUGAAGUUUAAAAAAAACUAAUAGGGAAUGCAUUUUGUAAAAGAUGGAAGGUAUCCCACUUGGUGGCUUAAGGGGAAAGGUGUGCUAUUUCUAGAACUCAUAAUCAAUUUCCAACCAGGCCUAGUAAAGCUUUCUUAGCAGACAGGAGGCAGGAAACUUCCAAAAAGUCAUCUCUGCCCUGUGUCCUUGGUUUAAAAGCAUUAUUUUGAGCUGGAGGGGGACUGAAGUUGAAGGAUAUUUAUUACUGGCCUCUCUUUCAAAUGUAGAGAGAUGCAUUUUCAGAUUUAAUUUUCAUUUUGUCUACAUAUGAGAUUAGGCUUUCCCAGAGUUGAUCUCUUUUCUAAACACAUUGAACCCCCACUGAGUCCUCAAAGCUAACAGCAAAUAAACAGUUGCUAUGUGUGCACACAAAUGAUUUAGAUUUUCAUUAUACAAAAGUGCUGAUAUGUUAGGAGGCAGAAGUAGGGGAAGACAAAAUGCUUGGUGUCCUGCACCUUCCUCCCUCUACAGAAAGGAGGACCCAGCAAACAGUAUUUGGGGAAGAGUGACAUUGAGGCCAGCUGGCAUCCAUGAGGGCAGCCCCUAAUGUUGGCUCCCUUUCAUGUAAUGCCUCUCCUUCCUGGAGAGGUUGUGGCAACUACAGAAAGGGAACAAAGAAAAGUAGAAAGAUCAAGGGGAAUAAAGAGGGGUAGAUAGAGAGGUAAAUAUUGGAAUUGUUCCAGAGACAUGUUUCUGCCCACUGUGGCCUAUUAGAAUUUCAUUUGUGGAACUUAAAUUUCUUUCCAAGAUAUCUCUCUGUAUCUUCUAAGUUAAAAUAUUGCACCUAGACAACAUGGUAAAGUGAAGACAGUCAAGGCUUUGGAGUCAGACAAAUCAAGGUUUGAACCCCAGACCAAACACUUCUGAGCUAUGUGUCCUUGGGGAAGUUACAUAACUUCCCUGUGUUUACUAAAUUUUCUAAGACAGCAUCUCCUAUCUGCUGUUGGCCUCCACUCUCCCUGGGAACUAUAGAAGACAUUUACUAUCCAAUGGCCCCAUCCCUUCCAGUUUGCACAGUGAUUUUUAAUCCUGGUUUACAAUAGAAUCCUCUAGAAGCUUUAAAAAAGUUUGAUGGCUAUGUCUCACCCCAGUUCAACUGAGUCUGAAUUUAUGGGGGAUGCUGGACCAUACUACCAUAUCUCCAUUGUUGAUAUCACCUACUGACUUCCUAGUCAUCUCUCAUCCAUCGAAAACUUUAGCACCUGGCUCACUCUCUUUUUCAUUCCAAUUUCUGUCAGCCUUUUGUAAACUUCAACAUCCAUGUGAACCACUCUAUCAGCUUGUUGGCCUCUAAGUUCGUUAACUUCCUUACUGCCAGUGAUAUUUUCCUUCCACCCAACCUGUGCUUUUCCCACUUCUUACAUCACCAACAAAUGCAACAUCACCAAAAUCCAGAUUUCAAGCAUUCCAUUCC